Messenger RNA from Pieris rapae (cabbage white), 1628 nucleotides. RefSeq names its product golgin subfamily A member 7. The record is from RefSeq and is a predicted model, not a curated record. The transcript is spliced from 3 exons. Gene Ontology annotation, cellular component: palmitoyltransferase complex. Bases 183 to 665 code for a protein of 160 amino acids. Gene Ontology annotation, biological process: protein targeting to membrane; peptidyl-L-cysteine S-palmitoylation. Lineage: Eukaryota; Metazoa; Arthropoda; Insecta; Lepidoptera; Pieridae.
AGCAAUCUUUGUAUCUCAUACUAUCUAGAUAUUUCAGAAGUAGAGAAAUCGUAAGAAAAAGAUUUAAAAAUAUUUUAAUAAUAGGAAGUUGUUAUAAUUUAUGUUGUAAUAGACAUUGAAAGUGCAGAUUAUGUUGUAUUUGUAACGUUUUUAGUGUGUUCUUAGUACAUUAAAAUUUUACAAUGGCUAACAACAGAAUUCCCUCGGGACCUAACACACCUGGUAGUCAACAGACUCCUACACAACAGGGUAUUAAGAUAUUCAUACAAAGAGACUAUUCUGAAGGUACAGCCGUUAAAUUCCAAACAAGAUUUCCACCAGAGUUAGAAGAUAGGAUAGACAGACAAACAUUUGAGUAUACAAUAGAGAAGCUAAAUGAGCACUUUGACAUGGCAGAAACAGCUGACUGCAGCACAUAUUGUGAGGGAUGCUUGGCCUGUCUCACAGCUUAUUUCAUAUAUAUUUGUACUGAGACACAUUAUGAAAAGCAUCUUCGAAAGAUAUCAAAGUAUAUUGCCCAGCAAAAUGAAAGAGUGUACAACCCACGAGGAAUUCAUUUAACAGAUCCUAUACUACGAGGUCUUCGAGUAAUAGAAGUCACAAUUAUAGACUUACCAAACUGUCAGAGUCCAACUGGUAACUCCACUCAACUUCGGCACACUUGACCACCACAAGAAAAUCGGGAGUUCUUUAUGUAACAAUUAAAGUAUUGGUUUUAACGGUGCUUUGAAAGUGGGUUGUUUGCUUUAUAUUUUUUAAACAGUAAAUAAUGCACUUUAUUUAGUUUAUUACCAUUGUAAGUAACUGGCAAUGUAUAGUACAUUUUCUAACACAAAAGAUAAUAUUUUAAGACUAUUUGUUAAAUUUAAAUCAUAAUAAAUUAUAGAAAGUUGGAUUUACAAACAUCCAUCAUAAAGGUAACUCUAAAGUUUACCUAUUUGUUGAGGUUAAAAAACCCUUCUGAAACCUUAUAUGAAACACAGGUAUGCAACCUGGUGAUAUAUCCAACCAACAUUUGUGGGCAGCAAAAAUUUGUUGCACCAAUAUAUUAUAUUAUUUUUUAAAUCUAAACAUUUUUUUAUUUUAGUUACACAAAAAUUAUAAGGUGCUAAUUAAGUAAAUAUUUAAUUAUAAAUUUUAAGAUGUGCAAACAACCCACUCUAAGCUAAGUUAAAAGAGACAUUUAAUUGUCUAGUUGUUUUCUAUUUAGCAUUGGUAUGUCUCUAAGACUGAUCACUUCUACUUUAUAUAAGUGCUGUUUAAUAUUUUCUGAACUAUUUUGAGAACCAUUCCAUUUCUUAGUUCUUAUAUCUUAAAUAUUUUGAUUUAUUUAUUUAUUCUUUAACAGACCACACAUUAGUUUGCAGUUUAAAUAAGAUGUGGACUUUAAAAUAAUCACAAAUUGACAUUAAUUUUUAGUAUCACUUCAUACUAAGCUAAAGUGAAUAAUUUGUAGGACAAAAGAAAACAUUUCUGUUGCCAUGCUAAUGAUCCUUUGGAUUCAUAUUACAUCUUUAAGUUAUAGUAAACUUUUUUUUCUUUUUCUUUUUAAUUCUAGUGAAUUUACAAGUUAUAUUCAAGUAAAUAGAAAAAGUGAAUACUUUAUUUUCUAACAAUAUUAGCUGGUU